Messenger RNA from Triticum turgidum subsp. durum (durum wheat), 360 nucleotides. Lineage: Eukaryota; Viridiplantae; Streptophyta; Magnoliopsida; Poales; Poaceae. The record is from the annotation of a GenBank genome assembly.
AUGGCGCUGCGUUCUCUGCUGACGAAGGUGCCGGCCCUUGGUCUCAGGUCUCGGGGGCCCGUCCACGCGCUCUCGCCGCCGCCGGCUGCUCGGCUUUUGUCCAGUGGUGGUCCGGGGGGACAAAUCAUUUCUGAAGGAAGUCCUACUACCAUAUAUUCUGAAGAAGUAAAAGCCCUGGAAACAGACUGCGAAAGGCUCCAGGAGAAGAUACACAGGGACAUGGAUAGUUUUUCUGAACUUCUGAGGUCUGAUGCUGAAUAUUAUCGAAGGCUUACCAAGCAACUUAAAAUGGUGGACACUGCAUGUGGUGCUGCUAUAGUCCUGGGUGUGUCGGCAGCAGUUUUUAUGACGGUUAUUUGA